Brenthis ino (lesser marbled fritillary) is the source of this 4386-nucleotide messenger RNA. NCBI's taxonomy places the organism in Eukaryota, Metazoa, Arthropoda, Insecta, Lepidoptera, Nymphalidae. The record is from the annotation of a GenBank genome assembly.
AUGGAUACUUUUUGGAUGUUUUUGCUGUUCGCGCCAUUUUUAUCUCAUUUUGUAACAGACGUCACUGCCAUAGAAAUCCUCCAGUCAACCACAAGCUCAUCAGCUCUAAGAUCGAUAUCCAAUUACGUGAAAAGAGACACUUAUGGAUUGACAAAAUCGAAUUUUCAAUACAGCGGAUUCAAAAGAAGAAGCAAACGCUUUAAGAGGUCAUUACCAAUGAUUUUAUCACAGCACUUCAGCGAGACUACAGUUACGCCUGGCGUUGAUGUAAACCUUAAAUGUAUAGUCAAUGGCCCUCAUCCUGCGAGAUUUGUUUGGGAGAGGGACGGUGUUGUUAUCUCUUCCAAUACAGAUUCUAGGUACUCAAUAGGUCAAACUAUGACUACUGAUGGGGUAAUGACGCAGUUAAACAUUUCACAUGUGAGAGUGGACGAUGGCGGUAGAUUCGCGUGCGUCGCUCAUCAUGGCGAUACUAUGGUGUCUCAUGAGGACAGGGUUAACGUUUAUGGGCCGCCCUACAUCCGGACAUUGCCACCCUUCAAAGUUCAAAGCGGUCAAAGUGUCACACUCAGAUGUCCAUACUAUGGGUAUCCAAUUAGAGAAAUAACGUGGGAGUAUAAAGGGAAAGAGUUGAACUCAGAUUCCACACAAGUUAGAUACAAACGAUUCAUAAACAACACCGCUUUAAGCAUAGAAAUAUUCGGUCGUAAGCCAAAAUUAAGACAAAAAAGGGAUGUAAGUGUCACAAAUGGGGUUUUAAACCUAAACAGAGUGAGUAAAAGCGAAAAUGGAGUGUUAUUUGCCUGUAUAGUUCGAAGUCCUUCUGGUGAAAUGGCAAAACGUGCGUUUGAAUUGCAAAUAGUAGAAUCGCCUCAGUUAGAGGAAAUAUUGUUAGCCUCAGACCUACAAGAGGGCCAGAUAGUACAAAUACAUUGUAAUUUAAAGAGCGGGGAUUCCCCCGUUUAUUACUCCUGGUUAAAGGAUGGGAAGAAAAUACCUGCGCAUUUAAAGAUUGUAGAGAGGAGCUUGGAAGUAUUCAGUGUGCUUAUAAUCAAGAAUGUGUCUUUAGAACACUGCGGGACGUAUACGUGCGUCGCCGCCAACCAUGUCGCUAAAGUUAAUAGAACAGUUAAUUUGUAUAUAAAAGUUGCUCCUAAGUGGAGUGAAGAGCCACAGAAUACCUCUCUACUGUUGGGAAGAAACGGCCACAUCUCUUGUAGAGCUAACGGCUACCCGCAGCCGCAAACACAUUGGUUGAAAAAAGAUAUUAUAUCAGAAACAUGGAGACCGGUGUUAGAAGUGGCGGGUGGAGGUGUCCUUAGUUUGUCGAACGGAUCUCUUAUAUUUGAUUCUGUCGCGCUAUCCGACGCCGGGCUUUACACUUGUCACGUUGAGAACGGGGUCGGGGACGCGUUGAGUAAAACUAUAUGGAUUUCUGUUAACAAACCAGUAACAUUCGACAUAAUAUCUAGAAAUCUAACCGCCAAAUUAGGGAAACACGUAACAAUAGAAUGCCAAGCGAAAGGCGACGACCCGAUACGGAUUAUGUGGACGAAGAACGGAAAACCCAUUAAUCCGUUAACGCAAAGAGUGAAAAUAUCCGAAGCGAAAACAGACGAAGGCAUGACGAGUAUACUUGAGUUGUUACAAACGGAGACGAGUGAUGGCGCGUUAUAUCAGUGUAAAGCGGGAAACCCUUUCGGGGCUGAUGUUUAUAAUGUUUACUUAACUAUAUUAGAACCCCCUCUCCCCCCCACAUCAGUAUCCGCAGACGCGACCCGGAGUCGUUCCGUACGUAUCUCCUGGCGAGACGCGACUCGUUCCCUCGCGCAGUACUACAGCGUGCAAGUGACGGACGGACAGAGGCUGACGUGGAAUUCUGCCAGAACUAUUAAUGUCACCAGGUCAGACGAAAUCCGUCACACCGUCGACAUAGAGGAGCUGCAGCCGGCGACGAGCUACGCGGCGCGCGUCGCCGGCGGGAACCAGGCAGACCUCAGUGCUUACUCCACGCCUAUCAGAUUUAGUACUACUGAAGAAGCCCCAUCUUCUCCGCCAUUGGGAGUGCAGUUAGAACAAACCGAAUCACCAGGAGAAUUAAAAGCGCGAUGGCUGCCACCACCGAGUGACUCUCAUAAUGGAGUCAUACUUGGUUACAGACUAAAAGCAGUCCCACAGAUCAGUGGAGUUAUAGAAACCCAAGAAACAAAUGACAAAAUCAUCAAAACAUCAUCACUUUAUUCAAAGCAAGAAACCGUCAUCACCGGUCUUUUGAAAGGAGUUCGGUAUUCAGUGUCCAUCGCGGCUUUCAAUAGCGCUGGGAAUGGACCGUUCUCGAUUCCACUCUUUCAAGACACUAGAGAAGGAGCUCCAGAGGAAGGCCCGACGUCAGUAGAGUGCGGCGGCGUGACGUCCACCGCGCUGCGCGUCAGCUGGCAGCCGAUACCGCCGCACAAGCAGGCCGGGGCUCUUAUUGGGUACUCGGUACUGUAUGCUGGACAAGGUCGCCAAUGGCAAAACGCAACGUCUCUCGUAACAGAACUACGAUUGCAAGGACUUAUCAAAUACACUAACUACACAGUUAAAGUGGCGGGUUUCUCUAACUACGGGACUGGACCGUAUUCCUUCCCCAUUGUUUGUUCCACUCUUCAAGACGUACCAGAUGCGCCGGCAGAAAUUAAAUUGCUUUCGCAAUCAUCAACCGCGUUGCUAGUGAGUUGGAAGAGGCCGAAACAGCGUAAUGGAAAGCUACUCCAUUACACGGUGUACUGCAAACCUACUGCCAGCAACGACGGUCCACAAAUACAUCGUGUGGACGUCGAAUCAGACACGGAACCGUACGAACAAACACAAAGCCUUGAGCUGAAGGGUUUGUAUGAGGGUCGUCAGUACGACGUGUGGGUGACCGCGAGCACUGCAGUGGGGGAGGGACCGGAGAGUCGGAGAGUUACUAACACGCCCUCUCAAAGAGUGGUGGCGGGCGUGUGGUCGCUGGGCGGCGCGGUGGCGGUGGCGGUGCGGCGCGCGCUGCCGCUGGCGUGCCGCAGCGUGGGCGCGCCGCCGCCGCGCACCGUGUGGUACCACAACCACAACAUCAUCACCCACCACCCGAGGUUCACGCGGAACAAAGAUGACAGCUUGCUCAUUAAAAGCAUAGAUCAAUCUUUGAGCGGGAAUUACACGUGCUUGGCGAAAAAUUUGUACGGAUCCGACUCAGUGGUGUAUUCUGUAAAAGUUUUACCAUUACCGGACCCUCCGAGCUUACGAGCGACGCCUUACAAAGAUUCUAUCAUAGUGGAAUGGGAUGAAAUCAAAACAGCUAACGAUUCAAUGUCUUAUGGAAUUAGUUACAACCUAACUUGGAGGGAGGAGGACGGUCCCUGGCAGGAGGCCUGGCCGACCAAAGAGACAAGGAUUGGUGGGAUACAUCAACAUUCGAUAUCGGGCCUGAAGUGCGGCACGAAGUACUCGGUGCGAGUGACGGCGACGGACCGCGUGGGCACCUCCGCGCCGGCGCAGGCCGAUGUCAUGACGUUGGGAGGAGCACCAAUAUCCCCAUUAACCACAGACUGGUUAUGGAGUAAUGCUACACACAUCUACAUACAACUGAGCGGUUGGGACGACGGCGGGUGUGAUAUCACGAAAUGGGACGUAGAGUACCGUUUGUUGGGGAGUACCUUCUGGCAUCGCUCUGAGAAUUUAGCGACAAUGGAUAUGAACCUGGGCUGGGGUUACAUAGACGCGCACUACCGAGCGCCGCCGCUGCGCUCCGCGCCCGCGUCGUACGCCGUGGGCGCGCUGCUGCCCGGCAGCUGGUACCAAGUGCGCGUGACGGCCGCCAACGACGCCGGCACCGCCUCUACUGUAUACACUUACGCUACCAAAACUAUGGACGGCGAGGAAAUUGGUCCGCCGUCAGAUUUCUUCGACCUCAAUAUGCUAGUGAUCAUGUGCAGUUCGAUCCUCCUUGUCAUAUGUCUGGUCGCUUUCACUUGCAUACUAUUGAGGAGACGGCAAAACUACACAUCACAAUAUCGCCAUUCGAUCACCGAGGAAGUAAAAUCAAGGAACGAGAGUGUCGCCUCACAUUCAGAACACAAAGAGCGUUACGCGCACACGCCGCGGAUAUACACGUCUCCCGUACAUCCGAGGAAAACUAGCAAAAAUGAAAUGUUCGAGAUAAGUCCAUACGCGGAGUUCGCGCUCGGUUUCCGAACAUUCGAACACGCGGAGAACCAAGACCUCCCGCACCGACUGCCGGCGAGGCCGCGCUUCGAUACCGAAACCAGCUUCCAGACUCGAUCAGAGUCAGACGAUAGUGACAGCACGUCAAAAGCAACCGUCUCUGGAAUGCCAAGACGCCACUGCCGAACUCCGCAUCACAGA